CAACGCGGGAGGGCGCGCGCGUCGUGUCGGCGAAAAUUCGAUCGGAGUCACAUGUAACGCGAUGGAUGUCCUGCCAAGCGGUAACUUAUUCCGCGAAUUGCAGGACGUGACGGACACUGGAUACUUCGAGUACAAGGUGUCGUUGGAAGAUAACUGGCAACAGACAUGCUACGAGAUGGCGCGAUACCUCCGGGAAGAGCCUCGGGGCCGGAAGCGGGAUCCGCCCCAAGAGGAGGAGUGGGCGAGGUCAGCGACCUCAUCCCCUCCGUCCCCACAAUCCCCGCCGACCACCCACAUGUUCACCAUCACAGCGGUCAAGAGUGAGCCCCCGAGUGAAGAUGACGAGCCGAGAGAAGAGACGCCGCCAAGCCCCAGCCCGACUCCGAGUCCCGCGCCAGUACGCCGCGCGCAUCCACCGCGGCACCACCCGCAUGCGCACGCCGCCGACCCGCGCAGGCGCGUGCACCGCUGCGAAUUCCCCGCCUGCGAUAAAGUGUACACGAAGAGCUCUCACCUCAAAGCCCAUAAAAGGACCCACACAGGUGAAAAGCCGUACAAAUGUUCGUGGGAAGGUUGCGAAUGGCGAUUCGCUCGUUCUGACGAGUUGACGCGGCACUACCGCAAACACACGGGCGCCAAACCCUUCCGCUGCCGCCACUGUGAACGCUGCUUCUCGCGCUCAGACCACCUCGCAUUGCACGCGAAACGCCACGCGUAGCCAGGAGAACAGCCGCCCGCUCCAAGAAAACGCAACCGCAAUAAAAAUCGGCGUGCUGAUUAAUUAUGCGGUGACUUUCGCGACGGGCGCGCGUCUCCUUGUGAUUCCGUAUAUAGGUUGUUGUGAGUUGUGAUCCACGGAAUUGAACGUUGUGAUGUGACUAGCGUUCUUUUCGUUUAGUGUUUUUGUUGAGGCGCGCGUCCGGGAGGGGCGCCUCGCUUACCAAAGAAUGCUGCUACGCGAUGUAGCCGAGUCAACACUCAUUACAUCUAAUGCUUUAAACUUAUUUUUAUGUUUAUAUUAUCAUUGCGAAAUUAAAAAUUUGAAAUCUCUUAAAUGUUUCGGCACCGGCCUUUUUAUCGUUACGGUUCUUUGUUACAAUGAGAUAACGAUUUAUAUUCGCCGUUGUUUAUUAUGUAAUGUUUUGUAAGCUUUGUGUAUAGAGAGGAUUUUUUUUUAUGUCGCUCGGUCGCAAAGCGGCUGGGCGUUGAGAGUUGUGCCAUUGUCGAGAGAGACGCGCGGGGGCGUGUAUUUUGUUGCGAACGCGCCGUGCCUGCGCGAAUUCUUUUGAUCUGCAUUUUCAAAACACGUGACAUAUUAUUUAUUCGUUCGCAGAAUGUUCGGCGGCGAUCCCACCGAAGCCGAGCACAAUCUUUAAUUUAGGCUUUAUUAUGUGCGUCGCGUUACCUGAUAUUAAGUCGACAGUUCGGAUGGGUCACUCUCCACGUGUUAUAUUAAGAUGACAUCACUUCUAAGACUGCUCCUACUGAAUUCUAGAUCUCAGGGGGCUGUCGCCACUCGCUUAGUAGGUUUAAGUAAUAUAAUCAAAAGUAUUGUGUCAAAAACUAAUUUUAAGAUAUAUAACAAUUUUUUAAUUUAAUUAGCUAUAAUAUUUAUACACAAUAUUAAAAAGAUUCGUUUUUUUUUUAUCUGUCAAACACAUUUUGAAGUAUUUAUAUUAUGUUGUAUUUAUUGUACACUAUUGAGUUUCACGAGUGACCCUUCCGGGAUUUCGACCUAAAGGAAGUUUAUUUUUUAAUAUGUUUAUUAAUUAGGAUUAAAAUACAGAUUUAUUUAGAUAUAUAAACAAUACUUUAUAUAAUGGAAAUGAAUGUGUUUGCAAACCUAAAAGUCCUUGUGGUGAUCCCUACUUUGUUUUUAUAUUGAAGAUCCCUUAAGAAAAAAAUUAUAUGAUUUCAAAAAAGUGUAUGUUUGUUGUAGCUGCGUAUGACCACAAGGUCUUUUAUGGAUCUCUUCGAAGGAAGAUAGUCAAAUAUCUAAACCGACACUUCUAAAAUCAAGAUCGGAAAGAUUUACACUUUCCUUACAUUUUUAAAUUGUACUGUACCUUUUUAUUAUAAGCUCUUUCAUUCCGAUGUAAUGAACCUUGAACGCUUUUCUAUUUGUGAGCUUUUACGUGUUUAUUACCGCCUUUGCGCACUUAUUUCAUUAUAUCUACAGGGACUUCAUGAGUGGUUAAAUCAUACCUAAAUACUAUAUUUUAUCGAAAUAUUUUUGUGUAGCAAUCUGUAUAUUGCUUGAGAUAAUUAUAAACUUUACGUAUUAACGUUUAUCAUCUCUGGCGGUAUGAUGUAUUUUUGUCUUAAUAUAAGUGCGCACCGGUUCAACAAGUUGAUUCUAAACACAGUCGCCAUUUUUACUUAAAAUAAAAAAAUAAGGCUGUCAUUAAUAUUUAUCGUCGAUUUGAUGGCUCGCGAAUUGCUGGACUCAAUUUUGACACACAGUGGAUGGUAAAAAUUGUAAUACCUCAUGCUUUUGUAGUGAGAAUAAUGAACCAGAACUGAUGUGAUUUUCUGUAUAAAGUUGCAAUCGGAUUUGUUAUUUACUCAUUUCCUCAACAUUUUGUAUACUGGGUUUAUUAUGGAGCUCAGCCUUGCAUACCUACCUUAUUACACUAGUUAUUAAUAAUUCUAUACAACACGAGAAGAUCGUAAUUGUCAGAAGAAUAAGUGCAUACAUGUUAAAUAAAUAAUUUUACAACUUGGUAAAUAAAAUAAUAACAGCUGGCUAAAAAUGACUACAUAUGUGCACUUGGACUAUAUUACUAACUAGUGUGUUAAGGCAUUCAUGAUAGCGUUAAGUAUAGACGCGCUCAAUAAACUAAUGUAUAAAGUAUCGUGUAUUACGAAUUUUAAUUAGUAAAUUGAGGUCACAGUUUUUUAGACGCCUUUUUUAGACUACCUACAUUAAGUACAACGACUGCGAAAAAUUAAAUCAAUAAUAUUUGAACUGCCAUUGGUUGAAUGCGUUUGCGCAGGCGUUACGACACGUCUCUCCAAGGAAUUAUUCGUUUUGAGUGAAAUUUUGAUAGCGUCAACAUACAUAUACAUCACGUCUAUAUCCCCUGUGGGUUAGACAGAGCCAAUAGUCUUGAAAAGGCUGAAAGGCCUCGUUCAGCAGUGAUGGAAUUGAAAUUCAAAUACGAGUAGUUACAGGUUUUUAGGCCAUCGCCUACAAUAAGACUCCCAAGUAUAUUAGCGAAAAAAAAAUUCAAAGCAUUAAAUUUAUAGGUAAAUAAUGCUGAUAUUAAAUAACAUCAACAUAUAAAAAAUUAGAUUUAUAUAUUGACGUAGGUAACUCAAUAUGAAAUUAACGAAAUAACAGCUCACUAGUGACGAAAAUUUCUUGAAUAGAUCGUGUCUGCCUUAAUUUGAAUCUUAUGACGUUUGGCGUAAGUUAAAUAUCUGUUUGUCUGUGCGUAUCGACUGCUCGGUAUGAAUUCCCGGGGGCCAAUAACUGUAGUCUUCCCGAAUUAAUUAAAAUGUUCUUGUACGUAAAGUUCUCGGGAUAUCGCGCAUGUUGUGUCAUUUGGCUUUUAUUUUUUUAAUAAUUAAGUAAAUGUGAGUGAGAAACGUAAUGAUUACGGGCCAGUUGACUCUCUUUUUAGUAUUUUUUUUUUCUUUUUAAUUUUUAUUCAAUUCAUUGAACCCAUUCAUUUAUGUGGAGUCCAAAAAGUAUGAACUUUUCAGACGUCAACGUUCGUGUCAAACAAAAAAGAUUUUUAAAAUUUUUAGAAUGCUCCAAUUGACAUUAAAAUUUUAAACCAUUAAAAAAAAAAGGUCGUUAAUUUUUUUUUUUUUCAUUUGUAUUGACCGCGGUGUGUCGCAAGGAAACUGACCCUUGAUCAUUAUAACAAAUGAAAUUGUGAACAAAUUUUGAUAAGACACGGCUAUCACGAAGCAUGCCAGAAGCACGGACACUGCCGUUAUAUAUAGAAGUACCUUUAUAAUUCCUUAACUACCAAUUGUGUAGCUAUAUUAUAUGCUAAAUUUAUUAAAAAAAAAAAACUUUUUUAGUUCAAAUAUUUACGCACAAAAUUAUUAGCAUUUUAAAAAAAUUAAAAGCUUUCAAUUGAUAAUUAUUAAAUAAUCUUAGAUGUGUUUAAUGUCCCCUUUACAUAAAACUGUACUUCUUUUUAUAUUAAUUAUUAUAUAUAUUAUUACUAUUAGUUAACAUGCAAAUAUUUUUAUAAAGAUGCGUUCCUACACCUAUUAAUUAUCCAAUUAUUCUUAUAUUAUUGACAUUGUAAUGACAAAAUUAUUGAUAAAUACGUAAAUGUAAUUAAUUACAAAAAAAAACAUAUAUUGAUAGGAGUAUUUAAAAUCGAAUUUAGAUUUUAAUUGAAAUUUAGACUAACCGUAUCGUAGCCGUUAAUAAAUUAACAUUUUUUUUUACUGGCAUUUUCGAUAUAUAGUCAAAAACGUUUACAAUCUUAGUACCCUUUUAUAUAAUUGUUUACUUAAUGUAUCUACUUAUAAAUCUCUAGUUCAACGUAUGAAUGUAUUUAAAAUGGUGAAUAUAAUAAAAAUAAUAUAAUCUUAAGGAAUACUAUUAAAUGUGAUUCAUAAGUUUAUUCAACAUUAUACAUUAUAAUUAUAUAUAGUAAUAUAGUGUACAUGUUGCAUAGAACAAAAUAUGUAUGGGAAUGUAUGUGUUUCAAUAAAUUAAUGCUUAAAAGGCGAGUGUUAGGUGUGAUUUUAGAUAAUAUUGUAUGUCAUAUGCACGACGGCUGGCAAAUGCAUAUAAUGUAGUUCAGUAGUUAAAAAAAUAUACAUUGUUCGUAUAUAUGUGGAAUAUCGCUGUUUACCAAGACACGGUAAACAAAUUAAAUAUAGAUAUACUUAUUGAUAUAAAAACAUUUGCGGCUGUGUGACAAAGAAUCAACCUGUGUUUAUAAUUCUUAUAAACCAACUGAAUUAGGUAGCACCAUUUUGUCAUUGUUCUUCAGUAUUUUACAAUAUACAUAGAUAUUAUUACGAUUCUUGUUGACGACUGCUGUUCGGUUAUUAUGUUUUUAAUUUCGGUGCCUUAUUUUUAUUGAUAAGUUGUUAGUGCAAUGCAAGUAUUAUUCGUCUAGUUUGAUCUUAAUUGAGCAUUUUUUUUACUUUAUGAGUACAUUCCAAUGUGUCGCCUAACUUGGUCGGUUUAUAUAAAGCGAUGUGAGGUUCGACGUUUAUUUUUAAAAAUUUUACUCCUCGAAUUAUUAUAAUUGAUGAUGAUAAAAUAGUGGGGUCUGCGAUUCGAAAAAUUAAGUAUUAUUUUGAAUAAUUUAAUGAGACCCAUAUAUUUAUAUGUAUUUUUUUUUAUUGACUGGAAGAUAAUUAUAUUUUAUGUGUAAUAAAAAGAAAUUAAAUAUUUUUUUCGCUAUAAGUAAACGUACAUAAUUAUUUAUUUUGAUCUUAAAAUUACUAACGAUUGUAGCUACGUCGAACCUACACGUUUUGUUUGUAGAUAAAGGUCAAGUCAUACAGGAAGGUAGCGGCGCGGUAGGCUUGAAUUUGUAAUGUUUGUGUCAUCUUCCUACACGUCACAGUUGUACUAAAUAAAAAAAAAAAAAACAAUAUUUCUUCAAAGAUUUAAUCACAGGUAUAAAAUGAUUGAGUAUUGUUUAUAUUAUAAAGGUUUUUUUUUUAAAUUCAUCACACAGAAUCACAAUUACAUUA
Amyelois transitella is the source of this 5682-nucleotide messenger RNA. Its product is annotated as Krueppel-like factor luna. Gene Ontology annotation, biological process: regulation of transcription by RNA polymerase II. The transcript has 4 exons. NCBI's taxonomy places the organism in Eukaryota, Metazoa, Arthropoda, Insecta, Lepidoptera, Pyralidae. The record is from RefSeq and is a predicted model, not a curated record. Bases 62 to 718 code for a protein of 218 amino acids. Gene Ontology annotation, molecular function: RNA polymerase II cis-regulatory region sequence-specific DNA binding; DNA-binding transcription factor activity, RNA polymerase II-specific.